Molecule: messenger RNA, 1080 nt
Organism: Acanthosepion pharaonis
Lineage: Eukaryota; Metazoa; Mollusca; Cephalopoda; Sepiida; Sepiidae
Source: the annotation of a GenBank genome assembly
AUGGACUCGACCGAGGACUACAAGAAGACGCGCGAGUCGUUUGGUGUCUUUUCUUGGGCGACAAAAGCCGUUGCGGUCGGUCGUCCGUCGGCAGCAGUCUUGGGUGCCGUUUUGCUCGUUUGCUGUCGUAAAGUGUUCGUUCGGAAGAGAAGGCGGCGAGCGAUUGUCUCCUGGGUCUCGAACCAUCCAAAGGUGCUGGUACCAAGCACCGACGGACCAUCACUUGCUAUCGAUGUCAUCGGCAAGGGCACAUUGCUCGGUGUUGUCCGGGAAACGGGCAAGGGGGGCGAGAAUUCCCCACAACCCUGGAUAAUGGCGCAGCGUUUUGUGGAGAGGUUUGCCGCGUUUGCAAAGAUGCGGAAUGUACAAAUACGAUUUCGCUGUGCCCACGUGCCAUCGGGGAAUGGGAUAAUUGAGAGAUCCCAUCGUACAAUAAAGCGCAUCGCGACAAGAACACGGUGUUCAGUUUUGGAAGCUCUAUAUUGGCACAAUGUUACCCCAAAGGACAAUAAAACAGAUCCAACUGCACCGGCGAAUGCAACCUACACCUACAGGGUCUGCAUUAAGGGUAUUGACGCAGCUUUGGUGCGUGACGACACAGUUGCCAAUCCUUAUACGGUAAGGACUGUCUGGGUGAAAAAUCCGCACGGAAGGUGUACGAAACAGUUCAACAAGGAUACAGUGACACAAAUUAAUAGUCCACACUCCGUCUCUGUUGAUGGAAUACCGCACCACAUAAAAGAUGUGCGUCCAGCGUGCGGGAAGGAUUAUUCCGUCAGCAACCACGUUAGUUCUUCUUCUUCUUCUGGUUAUGAUGAUGAUGAUGAUGAUGAUGGUGAUGAUGCAGCCCUGAUGGUAUAUAUAAAAUCACAAGAAGAGCACACCUCAGAGAGUAGUGCGCCUGAUGAACCUAUGUUGGAUGAGCUCAGCGAGACGUUUGAAGAGAGCACCACUGAGGAAGCGCUUGAGACCAUACCACUGACACGGAGCACCAGGCAAAAACUGCCUGCCCCACAUUGCCAUUUGUGUGAUCUCGCGAUCAGGGAGGAGUGUAACGAGCAUGCGCGGAAGCGUCCUUGA